AUGUCUGCAACUGCACUGCGCUUGAUCCGAUGCAGGAGACUGAGCACGGCUGGGUUGCCAGGAGUUGCCAAAUCACUACGGUGGAGAGAUUUAAGGAAGGUGGCUAAAGUAACAGGAGCAGUAGUGUUAGGAGGUUGCCUUUUCAUCACGUACGAGGUGGUGGCCUUGGACAAGGCGGUGACUAUCGACACCAGUGCCAUUCAUCAGGAGAAGUACAAAUCUUACAUUUACCUGCGAGCCAGUCCCUCUGAUGAAAAGGAGAAUCUCACAGGUAGACUCACCCACACGACUCGGAGAGAACUUCACAAAGCGGCCAGGCGCUUUCUAGACAUGUCUUCACGGCUUCUGUUGCGAUCACUAGAUGAGCGUCUCAGUAAUGUGGAUGCAGAUCCACAUGAGGUGGCUUUAUGGGUCCUGCUCAAGAGGACACAGUCUGACAAUCGCGCAGUCAGAAUACAAGCUGUGCAGGAAUUGGCGGACAAUUGCCACUGGCAUGACUAUCAAUACCGGACUGCGGCCCAGGUGAUCGAUCAGAGGACCGCAGUGGGCCUCGCUCGGACUUUGCAAGCAGACCUGAGAUUCUUCCUGUCGCCGCCUGCACUUCCUGAGCUGGAUGAUAGUUUGUCAACCCAGGACGGCCUGAGGCAGCUGCUUGCCUCCCUACCGCAGUCAGAAGUGGACAAAUGCGUUCAGUACUUCACCUCGCUGGCCCUCAGAGAGAGCACUCAGGCAUUAGCAGCACAACGGGGCGGCUUGUGGUGUUUUGGUGGCAACGGCCUGCCUUACGCCCAGAGCCUCACAUCGGUUCCCUCUGAGAAGGUCGAGUCCUUCUGCCUGCAAGCUUUAGUGCAUCACUCCAAGGUCCAGAGCCACUGUGAUCAUAUCGUUUCCAACGGGGGUCUGCAGCUACUUCAGAGGGUUUAUCAGCUCCGUAGAGACUCGAAAAAAAUACAGAGGAAUAUUGUGCGAAUCAUCGGGAACCUGGCUCUUAACGAUAGAGUCCACCAGGCCAUCGUGCAGUCGGGGUGGCUGUCAGUGCUGGCUGAGAUGGUACAAUCUCCAUACGUCACAGAGGCUUCCCACGCGGCCCGUGCGCUUGCCAACUUGGACCGCGAGACGGUGAAAGAGAAGUACCAAGACGGAGUCUACAUCCUCCACCCGCAAACGCGUGGCAGCCAACCAAUCAAAGCAGACGUGCUGUUCAUUCACGGGAUUCUGGGAGCGGCUUUUAAGACGUGGCGACAGAGGGACCGAAGCACCCCAGAAGACGAGAACGAUCACGACUGCGGGGACGACUACACAGAAUGCUGGCCAAAGACAUGGUUAGCGGCAGAUUGUCCCAAUCUGAGGGUAUUAUCAGUGGAAUACGAUAGCCACCUCAGUGAUUGGAUGGCCAAGUGUCCGGCUGAGAAUCAGAGAAAGUCGUUAGCCUACAGGAGUCAAGAGCUGCUCAGAAAACUCAAGAUGGCAGGAGUUGGAGACAGGCCAGUAGUGUGGGUAGCUCACAGUAUGGGAGGCUUGCUUGUGAAAAAAAUGCUUAUUGACGCCUCGAAGGACCCCGACUUGAAGGACCUAUUCAAGAACACCAAGGGCGUUUUGUUCUACAGCGUUCCCCAUCACGGCACUUUCAUGGCAGAAUACUCCGUCAACGUCCGAUAUCUGCUUUUCCCUUCCAUCGAGGUCAAAGAGCUUUGCAGAGAUUCUCCAGCACUGCGUGACUUGAAUGAAAACUUCUUAAACAUGGCUAAAGAAAAAGAAAUCAAGGUGCUUAGCUUCGCAGAGACGCUGCCAACAACCAUUGGUCCUAUGAUCAAGAUACUGGUAGUGCCAGCACAGUCUGCAAAUGUCGGCAUCGGAGACCUGAUCGAGGUGGACGUGGAUCAUCUCAGCAUCUGUAAGCCAGAGAGGAAAGACUCAUUCUUGUACAAACGCAGCCUUCGCUUCAUCCAGGAAACAUUGCACAGCACCAUCGCCCGCUGA
This is a messenger RNA of Nerophis lumbriciformis (worm pipefish), 1980 nucleotides long. Lineage: Eukaryota; Metazoa; Chordata; Actinopteri; Syngnathiformes; Syngnathidae. The record is from RefSeq and is a predicted model, not a curated record.